AGUACUCAGGCUGAGGGCUUCAGACAGGAGGCUGGUGUGCAGCUGGCAGGAGUGUCCACACUCUGCGCUCAGCAAUGGCCUGGGGGCGGGGCACGGCUUGUCCCGGUUCUCAGACGUAGCAGGGAUACUCACCCGGGAGGUGUGAGCCCAGCCCAGCCUCCCUAGAGACAGCACCCGGAGCCUCUUCUCUCUUCACUCUGCUUGGACCCUGCCACAGUGUAUUGUGCUGCCCUGGCCAGCCAGCUGGGAAGGUUUGGGGGAAGCUGAGGAAUUGAUGACACUGGAUGCCUGGAUGGCUGAGAAGUUACUGGGACCAUUUGAGCUUUGGGGGACCCUGGACCAGGCCCUGGUCCAGUAGGAUGCCUCCGUGUCCUCCCCAGCAGAGCAGAAACAGGGUGACACAGCUGCCCACUCUGGAGCUGGGUGAGAUGGAACUGACUUGGCAAGAGAUCAUGUCCAUCACAGAGCUGCAGGGCCUAAAUGCUCCAAGUGAACCAUCAUUCGAGCCCCCAGCCCCAGCUCCAUACCCUGGGCCCCUGCCGCCCCCAACUUACUGCCCUUGCUCAAUCCACCCAGAUGCUGGCUUCCCCCUUCCUCCACCACCUUAUGAGCUCCCAGCACCCGCUUCUCAUGUCCCAGACACCCCAUACUCGUAUGGCAACAUCACCAUACCAGUCUCUAAGCCACUGACCCUCUCAGGUCUGCUCAGUGAGCCCCUCCCAGAACCCUUGGCCCUCCUGGACAUUGGGCUGCCAGCGGGGCCACCCAAGCCCCAAGAAGACCCAGAGUCAGACUCAGGAUUAUCCCUCAACUAUAGUGAUGCUGAAUCUCUUGAGCUUGAGGGGACAGAGGCUGGUCGGCGGCGUAGUGAAUACGUAGAGAUGUACCCAGUGGAAUACUCCUACUCACUUAUGCCCAACUCCUUAGCCCACCCCAACUAUGCCUUGCCGCCUGCCGAGAUCCCCUUAGCCUUAGAAUCCUCCUCAGGCCCUGUGCGGGCCAAGCCCAAUGCACGGGGGGAGACAGGGAGUCGGGAUGAGCGGCGGGCCCUAGCUAUGAAGAUCCCCUUUCCUACGGACAAGAUUGUUAACUUGCCGGUAGAUGACUUUAAUGAGCUAUUGGCACGGUACCCACUAACAGAGAGCCAGCUGGCACUAGUCCGGGACAUCAGACGGCGGGGCAAGAACAAGGUGGCAGCCCAGAACUGUCGCAAGAGAAAGUUGGAGACUAUUGUGCAGCUGGAGCAGGAACUGGAGCGGCUGGGCAGUGAACGGGAGCGGCUUCUCCGGGCCAGAGGGGAGGCUGACCGGACCCUGGAGGUCAUGCGCCAACAGCUAACAGAACUGUACCGUGACAUUUUCCAGCACCUGCGGGAUGAAGCAGGCAACAGCUACUCUCCUGAAGAGUAUGCACUGCAGCAGGCUGCUGAUGGGGCCAUCUUCCUGGUGCCCCGGGGGACCAAGAUAGAGGCCACAGACUGAGCUGGCCCAGAGGGGCAGGAUUGGUGAUGGAGAUUUCCUUCAUUCCCUUCUGAUAAAAGUACUCCCCAAUCCUGAGGCCCAGGAGGAGAUGAGUUCUCCAGACCAGGAGGGGACAACGUUGGAAACCUGGUAUUUGGAAGGUUCAGGAUGUGUUCAGCGAGGCUUGCCUUGAAGCAAGCGUGUGAGGGGAGGGCUGGACUCUCUCUUCCAAGAUUCAGCUUCGCAGGUCUCCAACUUCCACCUCAUGUUUGAGCUUUGGUAUAUAAAGCACUCUACAGAAGCAACCUUCCACGGUGUCUUCCUUCUCGAGAGGGUGAUGAAGCUGAGUACUCAUCACAGCUUACUGCUUGUUGGUGGGGAGGGAAUCCUGCUGCACUCCUUUCCCCUAUAGCUCUGUAGGAGAGGUACACAUGAAGUUGAGGUUUGAGCAGCUGGAGAUUUACUUUCAUCCCUCUUUUCAGUGCCAAGGGCC
Messenger RNA from Manis pentadactyla (Chinese pangolin), 1953 nucleotides. RefSeq names its product nuclear factor, erythroid 2 (gene NFE2). Gene Ontology annotation, molecular function: RNA polymerase II cis-regulatory region sequence-specific DNA binding; DNA-binding transcription factor activity, RNA polymerase II-specific. Gene Ontology annotation, biological process: regulation of transcription by RNA polymerase II. Bases 285 to 1481 code for a protein of 398 amino acids. The transcript is spliced from 4 exons. The record is from RefSeq and is a predicted model, not a curated record. Gene Ontology annotation, cellular component: nucleus. NCBI's taxonomy places the organism in Eukaryota, Metazoa, Chordata, Mammalia, Pholidota, Manidae.